AUGCGCUAUCCAACUUGGAUGCACUCCUUAUCAGCGUACCUUUUAAUUUUUGCUUUCGGGAUACAAUGUAAAGCGAUCCCAUCCCCUUCCGCAGCAGGCUCACCCCUCGAAUUCAAAUCGGCAGCUGCGCAGAAAUAUAUGGUGCCCCGGAAACUGCCCUUGAUGGACUUUUUGCUUCCCCAAACAUAUGCUGGAUUGUUGAAGCUUUCCGAGAAACCUGACGAAACAGAACAAUUGUUCUUUUGGUUCGUGCCCACUGAAAACCUCGCCGCGCAAAGAAACUUGGCCUUGUGGACCAAUGGAGGACCUGGAUGCAGCUCUCUGCUUGGCGCAUUCCAAGAAAAUGGACCUAUAAUGUGGAAAAGGGGUAGUCCCAAAGCUACCCUAAAUCCGAAUUCCUGGUCUCGAGUCUCUCACAUGCUUUACCUUGAGCAUCCAGUCAACGUUGGAUUUAGUACUGGGAAGGUCGUAAUCAAUAAUGAAAAACAGGUCGCGGAUUAUAUGUUCAAAUUUCUGACAAAUUUCCUUAAAAUCUUUCCCGAAUUGAACUCGGCAAACUUUUAUCUAACGGGGGAGUCAUAUGCUGGAAUGUAUUUGAGUUACACAGCCAACUUGAUCUACACCAGGCAAUCUGAGUUGGCAUUGAAACUACAAGGUGUACUUUUCAUUGACGCGGUUCUGUCACCCUCUGUAUUUCAAGAGGAUGUUCCUAUCUACCCUUUUGUGAAAUUGCAUCAAGAUAUCUUCAAGCUCAGUCCUACAUUUAUGAAAGAACUUGAAACUGCCCACAAAACGUGUGGAUACGCCGACUACCUCGAGAAGUUCCUGAAAUACCCUGCUCCAGGAAAAUUUCCCGAUAUAUCAAAAGUCAACACAAAAAAAGAAUGCCAGCUAUGGGACAAGGUGUCCAAGGUUGUACCCGACGAUUUCGACUUCUACAACAUUUACAAUAAAGAUCGUGGAGUAGAUCCUCUCUUCUCCAAGCAUACCUAUCUCGACCGCCCGGACGUUAGAAAGGCCUUGAAUGUUGCUAAUGCCCCCCCUUGGGUCGGAUGUUCCGAAUCCAAGACCAUUUUUCCCGACAAUGACUCUUCACCUGACCCUUCAGGCAAAGUUCUGCCUAAUGUCAUUGCCAAAAGCAAGAGGACCAUUGUUGCACACGGGAAGUUCGACGGUCGACUCCCGAUUCAAGGAAUUAGUCUGGGCCUACAGUCGAUGACAUGGGCAGGAAAGCAAGGCUUUACAAAGCCUAUCGAUGUGGAUUUCAAAGUUGAUGGCAAGUCAUUGGGGAAUUUUCGCACCGAGCGUGGUCUCACUUAUGUACAAGUUUCUGAAGCUGGCCAUAUGAUCCCACAAGACGCACCGGUGGCUGCCUUGGCUAUCUUCGAGUACCUACUGGGUAAUCGUGCCAGUCUUUAA
Puccinia triticina is the source of this 1419-nucleotide messenger RNA. RefSeq lists its product as uncharacterized. The coding region runs from base 1 to 1419 and encodes 472 amino acids. The transcript has 15 exons. Lineage: Eukaryota; Fungi; Basidiomycota; Pucciniomycetes; Pucciniales; Pucciniaceae. Gene Ontology annotation, biological process: proteolysis. The record is from RefSeq and is a predicted model, not a curated record. Gene Ontology annotation, molecular function: serine-type carboxypeptidase activity.